AUGACUGAAUUCAAACACAGGACCUCCUCUCCCUCCUCCUCCUCCUCCUCCCCCCCCCCUCCACCCGGUGCGGUCGACCCCAUAGGAGGGAUAAAGAAGAGGCGGGUCCGGAGUUUCUUCUGGAAACCCAUACCUGAAGACCAGGUGAAAGGGCGGACCAACCUGUGGACACAGCUUCCUGUGCAGCAGCAGCAGUACUACAUAGACGUCCAGACCAUCGAGGAGCUGUUUAGUCAGACGGACUGUCAAUCAUCUGGGGUUACCUCUGUGACUAGGGGGGGGAAGGCCCGAGGCUCCCUCAGAGAGACCAAAGAUGAGAUCAGUAUCCUGGACUGGAAGAGAGGGAUGAAUGUGGGAAUUUACCUCAAACAGUUCAAGAAGUAAGUCUGUCCUCAUCAUACUCUC
Molecule: messenger RNA, 405 nt
Organism: Oncorhynchus tshawytscha (Chinook salmon)
Lineage: Eukaryota; Metazoa; Chordata; Actinopteri; Salmoniformes; Salmonidae
Product: FH2 domain-containing protein 1
Exons: 4
Coding region: 1-384 (127 amino acids)
Biological process (GO): actin filament polymerization
Cellular component (GO): cytoplasm; actin filament
Molecular function (GO): actin binding; microtubule binding
Source: RefSeq, a predicted model, not a curated record